Messenger RNA from Amoebophrya sp. A120, 2708 nucleotides. The record is from the annotation of a GenBank genome assembly. Lineage: Eukaryota; Dinophyceae; Syndiniales; Amoebophryaceae.
AGCACACAGUCCGGAUUUCGUGGUCCGUGAUAGAUUCUGGAAAUAAUCGUCACUCGUCUUGGUGAUUUUAUUGGAUCAGUCAACACAGCACCAAGGGUUUUUCUCGCUGAGGUUUUGUUUGAGCCACGAACUUUCGAAACACAGUCGACCAAUUUCCUAAACCCUGCGGCACCAUCCAUUGUCGGUUUUUUUCUCUGCUUUCCGUUCUCUGUAUGCUCAACAGACAUAUCAAUUUGCGAGUAGAAAAGUCCGCCAAUGCUCUCCACACAGUUCCGUCGACGUCCCGUGGGAGGUUGCCUGUUGACCGAGGGCCACACUCCGCUGGCCGUUUUCUUCCAGGUGCGAACGAGAAAGGGGAAGCGAAAAAAACGAGAGCGCAUGGCAGACCGGCCAGCUGAACUCAAGGAAAUGCAGCGCGAGGACAAGCAAGGCCCAGUGCGCUUGGAGGACCGCGUCGCCCGUGGCCCGCUAUCCGAAUGGCGAUUCAUUUGAAUCUUCUUCAGCGGUCAAAUCUGUCGCGACAUGUCAUCAGUUCUUUGGCGUCUGCGGUACAAGUACCGUGGAUCAUCCGAUAUAUAGUAGCAAGCCAUUUCUUUGUCAAUCAUUGCUCUGGUGGUAAGUACACAACCUGAAGAACCCCCGAGAGACAAUGUGACCGUGUGAACAAGAUUUAAAGUUUUUGCCAUGAUAUCCGGAAGGUCCAUACUCCAUCGCGCGCAACAUAAAUCAGUACCUCGAUCGUCUCUGCGGCGAAGAGGGCCAGGAAUUUCAGUAUUGAGCUGUGAUGUUAUGGAUAUGCGACGGAUGAGCGUAGUCUUAUGUGAAUCACGAACACGAUUUUUAAUACAUUUUUGUUUCCCGCCGGAGAUGUUUAGGCAUGGAAGAAGUGAAAAAGUUUUUGAGUUUUAGAAUUUUCUCCUUGUAAGUGAGUAUGCUCGGAUCAGUUCUUCGGGAGAAAAAAUAACACGAGCGCUUGACUUCUUCAACGCAGCUAUCGGCGGUCAAAGGACUUCUGUAUCCGACACAAGCACCGGAUGCUGCGCUUUGCCGGAAUGACGCACGAUUUCGCAGACGUUUCGCACUUGGAGAAACCGACGCUGACGAACCUCGAAGCGCUUUAUCAGGUGGCGAGCAACGCACUCCGAGAAGCAAAAAUCUCAGCUGUUUCUUGGUGCAUGUGCAUACGGGGGUAACAAACUAGCAUUUUCUGGCAUGAUAGAGUAAGACUCGUUCGGUUCUUAUUUCUACAGCAUUGUUGUAAGAACAAUCAAAGUCAAAUACGGAGGAGCAAGCGAUGAGGGUGGAGUUGCUUAAGUAUUUCCCUGUUCCAUACCCCGCAGCAGCAAGCAACGCUCCCCCAGUCUGCAGAGGAGUCGAGGUUUCCCUUUCCGCACCUACUCAGCUACAAGGUGUACUGGUCCCACGACGCGUCGCCGGACCCGACACCCAACGCGUACGAUGCCGAUAGCGUGAGCAGUGUGCGGGUGACGUUUGACGCUAACGAUCUGCCGAAGCUGACGCCCACGGAAAAGGAGCGCGCGGCGGACAUCGCAGGGCCGCACUGCGUCAGCGUACAGGAACAACAGUGGCUCGUGCGUGUCGGUGUCCAGGACGACAGCACGCAGCGGCGGGAGAGUACUGCGAUGACCGAUGCUGGUGCCGGUGACCCAGAAGUAGAAGCUGUGCUCGACGUUGCCGGAAAUCGUGACUUCCGCGAGCCAGGAGUUGCCGACGAGGCGGCAGGGCAGGAUCGUGGAGAAGAUUCGCGAAAAGCAGUAGAGCAUGCAAGUGAGUCUUCAGAUCCUCCUGGGGCUGGCGAUGGAGGCGAGCUGGUGGAGGAUUCUUUUCGAAACAUUGCCGGGGAAGAACCACCAGCAGAACAUCUGGAUUCACAUUUGAAUAUUUCGGGUGAGCCCAAAAUCGAGGAGAAGCAUAGUACUGCUUCAUCAUCGGGAAGAACCAUCCACGUCACCGAGGAGGACCAGGAAGAGAUGAAACUGGCAGGUGACAAUGCAGCCCCUUCGAUCGGCUCCGGGGGCUCUGCAUCGACACACGACGUAUCAGAGGAAGAGACGCAAACAUCGGAGCUGAUGCGGCGGAGUAGUAGGCGAAAAACCAUAACCAGCAGGAGGACAACGACGAGGCACCUGAUGACGCACGUUCGAACAGAGCGGCGCACCUGCAUCUCCUUGGAGGUGGACUGUUUUGACCGGCGGAACCAGAAUGCCGCGCUGCUCGGAGAUCAGGUGGAGGCAUUGUUGAAGCUGCGUACAUUACUGCUGUGAAGAAAACUUUUGUCGUCGAUAUGUUGUCAGGGAUGAAGUCACAAUUGUUUUUCCUACUUACCGAGUUCGAGUUCAGAGAGAUCGACGAGGACAGAUGAGUAAGUAGCCGCUUUCUCCAGCGUGGAAAGCGGCAACUUGCACUGACUGGUAAAAAUUUACGAAUAUGACAAAAGUUUUCAUCAUGAUAAAGACCCCCAGAAGCGGUUCGGUCGAUAAUACAGUGACGACGAAAUAAGCGUCGAUCCCCCGCCGCCGGAAGACCAAUUUGAGGAGCGGAGGGCAGUUUGUGCGCUAUGCGUGCGUGCUGACAUUGAGAAUAUCGAUAGAGUCGUGUACUCCGACGUAUGUCUUUUGCGUCUCUGGCAUUGCAAAUAAUAAUGAUUUUUUAGGUUGAUAAACUCCUGGAUAAAAAAAAAUUGUCUG